GCCAAACGCCCCCUCAGCCAACCUACCUAUAGCUGUGUGUGGUCCCUCACCCGACUAAAUCCAACCAAUUUACCUUUUAUUCACUUUCUGUAUCAUAUAGUAAAAGAUGCCCAAGGAAGCCACGAAACCAAAACGCAAGGCUGCCGAGAAGGCAGAAAAGACUUCCCGGGCUAAAGCCACAAAGGCUGCCAAAGGGACUGGACCUAAACGCGCAUUGUCCGCAUAUAUGUUCUUCAGUCAAGACUGGAGGGAAAGGAUCAAGGCUGAGAACCCUGAUGCUGGAUUCGGCGAGGUUGGCAAAUUGCUAGGAGCCAAAUGGAAGGAGCUUGACGAGUCAGAGAAGAAGCCAUAUGUUGAACUAGCUGCCAAAGACAAGGCAAGAGCAGAGGAAGAAAAGGCUGCCCUCGCUCAGAGCAAGUCUGGAGGUGGCAGUGGUGAAGGAGAAGCAGAUGAAGACGACGAUUAAUCAACGAUAUCAAUACUCUUUGCUGGCAUCAGAAAAAUGACGUGCUCUAGGUUUUCCACCAUAAUCGUUGUUUCAAAAAACCAGUUGUUAUUUCAAAAAACCAGUUGUUAUUGUUACUAUCAUACUGAAUGUUGCGAGACCAGAUGACCAUUAUUCGCUCCUUUGUGUUCACCAUUCUGCCCUGUGUUUUUCCCCUCGUUACGUCUUUCGUUUCCCGCAUGUUGUCCGUAGCUGCUAAAUUGUAUUUCAUGCGACCAUCAUCAUGAUUGUAAGGUCAGGUUGGUUCUCCAA
This is a messenger RNA of Serpula lacrymans var. lacrymans S7.9, 757 nucleotides long. RefSeq lists its product as uncharacterized. The coding region runs from base 107 to 466 and encodes 119 amino acids. The transcript is spliced from 6 exons. The record is from RefSeq and is a predicted model, not a curated record. Lineage: Eukaryota; Fungi; Basidiomycota; Agaricomycetes; Boletales; Serpulaceae.